CUUGGCCUCACUUUUUGAACUUGAGUUCUCACUCCAGAAGUUAUAUAGAGCUCACUGGACGCCGACAAAAUUGCAUCACACAAUCACAAUGCAUUCCCUGGAGUUCAAUCAGACGCUGCGCAAACACGAAUGAUACCCUACACCACACUCUAAAUUAAACAGUCAUGGACAAUUCAUCGCAAGACAUAAAGAAACUGGAAUUGAAUAAACUUAAAUGGAGCACAGCCUAUUUCACCGUCUCUGAAUUCUUAAGAAAAUUCAAAUUACCGCAGAUUGCUAAAGUUACUGCUGGUUUCUAUGGCGAAAACGAUGAAUCGACUCUAGGAGGAGAUCAAGUAUUAUGUUUGCAUUCUGUGAAAUCCAUGGAGAAGCUACACGGUCGAGAUAGCAGCGGUAACAAUAUUUCAAUCUCGCUUGAGUGUCGGAAAAAGAUCGAAGUGCGUCCACCGAAUUUGAAAGAUGUUUAUGAAAGCGUUGAGGAAUUAUGUUCGGCAUUCCCAAGUUAUGUCCGUAUUUCGCAAGGUGAAUUAAUUAUAAUUAUACUGUAGGCUUAAUUUAGUACAAGGAAGUGACAAGAAACCACCUUAAAUUUUACACUUUUAUAAUUAUAAAGAACUACAGUUAUUAAGAACCUCAACAAGCUGGACAAAAGUGCAACAAGGGCGUCUAUUGAGCUCAAGUGAAUGAGCAGAAAUUAACAAUUAAAAUUCCACGGAAGUUUUAGACGCUCUGUUUACAAAUAUGGCAAAAUACAGAUUAUCACGUCUUGUAUACAACGCUUUAUACAUUUCAAGCCGGGGCAACGUUUCUCAAUCAUAAACCCUAUGUUAAUCUUGAUCCAUAAACUGUCAUUAUUUUCAUACGAUGGACAACAGACAACAAGUUUUAUUCUGGUAAUAAUUUGAUUCAGUGAGUUUGUUUCCCGUCGCGUUCCCGUCCUGCAUUCCAAGAACGCAUGUAAGACGGCGACGUCAGGACGACGGCAAAAGAAACUGUUUGAAAUAAAUGAUUGUAUGGAAAUCGUGUCUUGUAUUUAUUUAUUUACGUAUGAAUUUAAUACAGUUUCGAACGACGAGUAAAACAGAGCUUUACCUUCAGAGCAAUCUUGACUCUGCAGACAAACUACUCCACAGACUCAUGCAGUGCUAGAGUAAGACAAACUUCCUGUCACGGCUUGAAAUGGUAGCGUACGUAUACGAGACGUCCAUCGAAAGUAUUGGUGAUAUAACUGAUACUCCAUACUUGUUUCAUAAUUUUCCGUCUAUAUUUUUUGCAUUUCCUUACUAAUAUAUUCCGUGAUGUGAUUUACAUUUUUGUUCACUCUUUUUUUAAUGUAAUGUAAUGUAAUGUAACGUGAUCGCUUUUAUAUUGAUAUAAAGGUUAUUAUGAUGCAUCCAAAGACGAGGAAAUCCUCAAUGUUGGUGAUAAAUUGCAGUUGAAAAGUAUUGCUAAAACCAAGAAAGGUGAAAAAACGUUGAUAUGUGUCAAUCAGAAUGGUCAUACUGUUGAACUGCCUAAAGAUUGUGUGGCUGGCUUCCAACCUAUGGCUGAUGGAAAAGAGUAUUACCUAGCCGAGGUUCUUAAAAAAUUCUCACUGCCGCUUUACGUGCGAUUCGUUGAACCUUAUACAAUGGAUCAACGAACCCGAUCGAAAGAUAAACCCCUCUAUCAACCCCCCGGUACUAUUUGUCUGGAUAGGACAUCUACUAGGACAGUUAUUACGGCAACAGCAAUGCGAAAUAAUGGCGAACAAAGUAUGGUGCAAUUCUCCCCUGAUAUAGAUAUCUGUCUUCUUGUGUGUGAAGAUGCGUUCAGAGAAAGCGCAGAUUAUGUCAACAUUUGUCACAGUUUUAACCAGGAUGUUGAUAAUCAAAAUAUCUAUACAGCCAUUUCCGAAUAUAUCGAUAUGACCCAAAAUUUGAGAGAGUUUUCACUCAAUGUGGCAAGUAAAUCCGGUUCAAAAAAUAUAAAGAAAGGAGUUCCACCUUUAAAAAAAACAAGCAAGCCAAAGCCAGCUAAGGUAAUCCCACCACGCCCACGGUUAGGCUCGUCAAAGGCUAAGUCAAAUCGAGCAAAGGCAAUACCAUCUAAACCAGUCCUACCUAAGGACGAAAUAGAACAGACAUAUACUGACCCAAAUGAAAUUUAUGAAGAGAUUGGAUUUACUGAACCGACGUAUACAGAAUGCAGAUUUCUGGACAACUCUACAUACACUGAGCUUGACCCACCAAACAUCCCUACAAACAGUCAUGAAUAUGCAAAACCUGAUGUCAAACACCCUGCUGAAUCAAAUCCAAUAACUCCUGCAAUUUUGAGUAGUAAAUCAACACCCACCUCAGGAAAUAAACAACCUGCAAAAUCGAACCCACCUUCACACUUGGGCAGUCAGUUGUCUGCAACCUCAGAUAGUAACCAAUCUGUAGAAUCGGGAAGCAAUUCCAUUCUCUGCAAUCGUCGGCCUCCUCCAGUGCCUGAUAGGCUGCCUUCAAGGCGCAACAGAUCUGUUAUACUCACCAACCCGCACUUGCCUAACAACGCAGUUGCAUUGCCUAUCAGGGCUCUUCCCGACAACCCGCCUCAAUUGCCUAGCAGAUUUAAAGUGCCUGACAGAAAGACUGACGUGUCCACAGUACACGAGAGAAAGACUGCACCUACUGACAGCCAUGAGUCUCCCACUAUGGUAACCAACACCAACCCUGCAUUACCAACCAGCCUGCCAGGCCAACCCCCUUCACUCCCUACCAACAUAAUGCCGGUACCCACACCCGAACAAAAAGAAGAAAUUUACGAAGCAAUUUCCAAAUAUCCAAUAGAUUUAUCAAGUUUGAGCAUUACUGAUGUGAGCGCGUUAUUGAAUUACUUAGGAAUGGGAAAGUAUGUUGAAACAUUUGAAGCAGAAUUGAUAGACGGUGCCAUGUUGGCCAGCAUGGACAAAGAGAGUUUGGAAUCACUGAAUUUAAUUCCAUUCCAUGUUACAAAAUUAAUUAAGUUUAUUGGAGGUUGGCGACCCAAUUCCAAAAUAAGAUCAAAAACACCAUGCUGAAGUAUUCAAAUAUUAACUUUAGAAUAUUACAAUACAAUAAAACAGACUAUAAUAAAGAACGCAUUAUUUCGGUUGAACAUACUGUGCCUUAUGCAUAAAUUUUUAAUAAAAUUAACAGUGUUUAUGUAAUAUUUCAAAUCCUCCAAACUGGACUAGAUUUCAAGUCAGCGCAAUUCGAUCAAAAUGCGAGGACUUGAAAUCUAGUCCAGUCUGAAUUGGAUGAUUUGAAAUGACAUCUCUUACGAAUUAAUAAUUAAUUAAAGUGAGGUGAAUUAAUUUUGAUCCAGUCCUAGGACUGAAUUAAUUUUGAUCCAGUCCUAGCACUGGAUCAAUAAACUCCACCAGGUGUCCAGUAUUAUCAUGUGAGCAAAAUAAAGCAAUAUGGUUGGCUAAUUUUACUCAUGAAUUAUUAAUGAGCUUGAAAUUGUAUCUUUCACAAAUAAAAAUCGUGUGAUCAGCUCAUAGAUAUCUUAUAUACACUAGAUAGUGCAUCUAAUUAUUCUGCAAUUCAAAAAUUGAAGCCGUGAUUGCAGUCUCAGGUCGUUCCCAUAAAAUGAGAAGAUUUGUAUAUUUCCUAUUUCUUAAACACGGAACUUAAACAAGAAGUUAACCCUAUUCCAAAUACGUUUUUAAACUAUUCAAAUGAUGAAAGGUAUUGUUGUUUUUAAGCGUUUAUUAGCAAGUGGGAACGACCAACAUGGCCGCCAUCUAUUCAAAUGGGGGUAACCACUGGAAUAUUCUUGGCUUCAAUUUUACUAAAAGAGAUGCUCUAUCUAGUGCAUAUAAGAUAUCUAUGGAUCAGCUAAACAACCGGAGUCUGUACCUCAGUUGGUUAGAGCGCUGCACCAGAAUCGCAGGGUACCAGGAUGCU
Molecule: messenger RNA, 3914 nt
Organism: Paramuricea clavata
Lineage: Eukaryota; Metazoa; Cnidaria; Anthozoa; Malacalcyonacea; Plexauridae
Source: the annotation of a GenBank genome assembly